This is a messenger RNA of Acanthoscelides obtectus, 1080 nucleotides long. NCBI's taxonomy places the organism in Eukaryota, Metazoa, Arthropoda, Insecta, Coleoptera, Chrysomelidae. The record is from the annotation of a GenBank genome assembly.
AUUGACAGUUAACGGUAUAAGUUAACCUCUACUCCUCUACUUGCAUUUGUUGAUUUGUUAUUAUUUUACCAAUGAAUUUUACUUAUAUCUUAUUUGUGGAAGCAGAAUUCCAAUAACUAAGCAAGCAAAUUGGUGAAAAUAUGAUCAAAUACAUCAAGAUGGGCAAGAUAUGACAAAAAAAUGCAGCUAAGCUAUUAUAGAUGCAACAUAAUAUUGGAUUGUUCAUAGUGUCAUUUUCACGAAGGCUCUAUUCUAUUUUUUAGAGCAAAAAUGGGAAUAUCAUUAUUAUUAUCAUUAAGUUAAAGAUAGUCUUUACCAUGGAAGGGAGCAAUCAGAUGAUACAAAUCAAAAAGGAAACUGAUGGUAGUGAACAAGAGAACAAUGAAAUUCUUAUCAAAGUUGAGCCUGAAUAUGUAUUCUCUAGAUAUUACAAUGAGGAUGGUGGAAGGACAUACAAUAGGAGAUUCAAGGAAGAUGAAGAUUCAGCCACAGGGGAAAUAGAUGACAGAGAUAAUAAAUCAAAUAUUGAUGAUGUAUCUAUAAAAACAGAAGAUAAUGAUAGUAGUAGUAAUACAGAUGAUAAUGUAAAUAAUGAGGUAAAUGACCAAGCUGAAUGUAGUGGCAAGUUUGAAGAACAAAUAGUAGCAUGGGAUAACAAGAAAGAAGAAUAUGUUUACAUCAACCCUGCUUCUGCUUCUAAGCUAUUUAUAUCAAAACCUAGAAAACCAUCCAAAAGUAAACUAGCAGGAAAGGAUAAGUUUUACUGUAAUGUUAAGGGUUGUACCUUUUCUACUAGUCGUAAAUCUCAUAUGUUGAGACAUGAAGCAGUGCAUGCAAGAGAAGCAAAAAGAAGCUUUUCCACUGGUCUAAGGUCUGAUUUCUGGUUUUCUAUGCAAGACUGUUUACACAAAUUGGGAGCCUGGCUUAAGGUCAAAAGUCCGACAUAUCUCUCUGAUAAAGGAUAUUAUGACGAAUAACUACUACUGCACUGUACAAGCAUUAGACAAAGUCAGUUGACGUUGGCUAAUCUUGCUCAGUGGAAUCGAGGAAACAGGGCCGUUACUGCAGAUGAACUAUGCC